Molecule: messenger RNA, 1196 nt
Organism: Macrosteles quadrilineatus (aster leafhopper)
Lineage: Eukaryota; Metazoa; Arthropoda; Insecta; Hemiptera; Cicadellidae
Product: pyrimidodiazepine synthase-like
Exons: 6
Coding region: 173-982 (269 amino acids)
Biological process (GO): glutathione metabolic process
Cellular component (GO): cytoplasm
Molecular function (GO): glutathione transferase activity; glutathione dehydrogenase (ascorbate) activity
Source: RefSeq, a predicted model, not a curated record
UGGAACCUCACCUUUGUCCUCAAUUUCGCUGCAAGCUCUUUCUUUAUACAGUAAUACAGUCCUGUGAAUCGUGAAUGCAGCUAUUUGCUCUUGCAAUUUUCAAAUACAAUAUUUUAUAGUGGUCAUAUGAUUUUAUAGACCAAGCAUAUUUUCAUUUUAUAACCUUUCGGCCAUGGGUUUCAUAAAGGCAUUUCAGCUGUUUUUUACGUUCAUUCAUCUGUCAAGCAUUCGUUCUGUAGCUUCCGCGGCCGCUAUGUCAGAGAAAUAUCAACAUCUCUCAAUUGGUUCUAUAGAUCCACCCCUUCAACAGGGGAAACUGAGAUUGUACAGCAUGAGAUUCUGUCCUUAUUCUCAUCGAGCUCAUUUGACGUUGUUGGCAAAGAAUAUUUCGUUCGAUCCAGUUUUUAUCAAUUUGAAAGCAAAACCAGAAUGGUACACAUCAACAGUACCAUCAGGGAAGGUUCCAGCACUGUUGAUUGAUGGUCAAAGUGUUUACGAGAGUUUAAUCAUUGCUGACUUCUUGGAUGAAAAGUUCCCUGAGCGUCCUCUGCAUAGUCGUGAUCCCCUGCAGAAAGCAAAAGACAGAAUCCUCAUUGAGUCGUUUGGAAAGGUUACCAGUCCUUGCUAUAAAGUAAUGACUUCCCCUAAUGCUACAUUGGAGGAUUUUGAGGCCAUUGUUAAGGAACUAACUGCUUUCGACAAAGAGUUAACUAGCAGAGGCAAAACUUACUUUGGAGGAGCUCAACCAGGAAUGGUGGACUAUAUGAUCUGGCCGUGGUUCGAGCGGAUGGAAAUGUUCAAGUUCCUUCACGGAGAUAAAUUUGUCCUCCCUGAGGAUAAGCUGCCGAAACUGACCAAUUGGGUGGCAUCCAUGAAGAUGGACGAGGCAGUUAAGAAGUACCUUGUGAAACCAGAAGUCCACGCAGCCUUCAUGAGAACUCAUCACUCCGGAACUCCUGAUUUUGAUAUUCUAUGGCACUGAACGACCCUUAAUAUAUUUGCAAAUAAACAUAAACUUAUUCAAAAUACAGAGACUUGUCUCUCUUGAGUUUAUGUGUUUGAAAAAAUACUCUACUUACAACUGGUUGCAAAAGCCUACUCUUUAAGUUAAUUAAUUGUCGUAUUUUAUUAUUACAUUCGUAUUGUGUGUACUUAAUAGUUGAUCAUUAAAGAUGUAUACUAUACUGUUUUUUAAA